This is a messenger RNA of Blepharisma stoltei, 1068 nucleotides long. The record is from the annotation of a GenBank genome assembly. Lineage: Eukaryota; Ciliophora; Heterotrichea; Heterotrichida; Blepharismidae.
AUGUCAAAUUGUAAUUCAGGGAAAAAUUCUCAUUCCUUUUCAAAUUUAUUUACUAGCAGACUUGGAGAGAGGCAUCCAACAUUUAACAGAUCGAUACAAGCUAAUGCAACAAUUAGGGAUUGAAGAAAAUCUUCGCUGCCCCUAAAUGAAGGGUUGACUAUUGUAAAUAAUGGAACUUCGUCAAUGCCAAACAUUUUAGAGCAAAAACCAAAACUGGAAGCCUCAGACCAAAUUCUUCCUUCAGUAAAUCUAUCUGAAAUAAAUCUGCAAAACGAUAAAGCUUUUUUGCCAUCUAUUACAUUAAGUGGCUUUUAUAAGCCAAAACAAUACCCUCUCCAUUCUCUUUACAAGCCAGCAGUAUUCAGCCCCAGAAAUUUUUUGCCAGAAAAAUCAAAUAAUAUGUGUGAUAACUCAGAAAGAAUUCCAAUCAACCUGCAUAGGAAGAAUUUCGAUAACGAACUUGAAGAAAUUGUGAGAAAAAGAAUAGCGCUUCCUCAUAGCAAGUUUCCUAAAACAAUUAUUUUAGACUUGGAUGAAACUCUGGUUCACUGCUCAAAAUAUAUUGAUAAAAAUGAUAUUAUUAUCAAAAUCAAGCUACCAAAUGGUACGAUUGAAAGACUUGGUCUAAAAAUUCGCCCUUUUACAAGAGAAUUUUUACACGAAGUGAACAAGAAUUUUGAAGUUUUUGUUUUUACAGCUUCAAAUUCAUUCUAUGCAGAUCCCGUCUUGGAUUCGCUAGAUCCAGAGCAUAAGUAUUUUGCAAGAAGAAUAUAUAGAGAAAGCUGCGUCCACAAAGGGAGAUAUAAAGUAAAAGACUUACGGAUUUUCUCCAACCGAAAUUUAAAAGAUAUAAUCAUUAUUGAUAAUUCGUGAAGCUGCAUUUCUAAUCAAAAAGAUAAUGGGAUUUUAAUAUCAAGCUGAUAUGGAGAUAUGACUGACUGCGAGCUGCAUAAAUUAUUGCCGUUUUUAAACUCCUUACAUAGUGUAAAAGAUGUCCGAGAGUCUAUAAAAAGAGCUCCAAAUAUAUUUACUAAAAAUAAAAUUGCUAGGCUGUAUAUUUGUCUGUAG